AGUCGAACAGUUGAACGGAUACGGUGGCACUGUGCGACCUCAAGCGACACUGGUGUGCAGACAUAUCGGAUUGACGGGUUGGCUCGUUUCUCCCUCCGGUUGGUUGAGCAUUGUUUUGGGACAGCAUUUGUCCUAACGGCUGGUUUGAAGUUGUGACGAUAGCUGCAGGUUUAUAGGAAGAAUUCUACCAGUCCAAUCUACCCUCCCCUAAAGGUGCAGAGAAGAGGUUCAUUAGGAAUUUGAUACCGUGAUUGAACGGAUCAGUGUACCGUUCGUUACAAGAAGGUUCAAGUGCGCUAUCAAGUUCAAGUUCACAGUGCCCCCGAUAGCGAGGCAAGGUGAAAUGUGAGUCGUCCUUGUGCUCGUUGACCAAACAACAGCCCUCGGUGUCCUGGAAAACAAUCGUGAUCAAUUUUUGCUUCACUGUUUUCGUGCAGUACUUCCGGAUGGUGCCAGGAGCGGGCAAAUCUUUGCUAGUGAAUGAACGAACGAAUUGCUAGCAAUCAAUUGUAACAAUCUUAAAUUCAAUUCUAGCGUACUCUCCGCGUCAGUGUGUUGUUUAAGCUGCGAACAGCCAGUGUGGUGAAGCGUUCGUGCAAACUUUAGUGAUCAGUGACGUUCACAUCCUUCUAUAGCACGUCUGACAGGAUCGUAAAACAUUACCAGCCGUGUGCCGUUAGAAGUGAGGGUUCACAAAACUUACAGUGAUAGAGCAUACUGAGCCUAAAUUCACGCCGUAUGGAAUUUUGAGCAGUGUCGGAACAAAUAGAAUCGUGCCCGGAUAUAGUUUGGCCGCAAGUUCUACUAAGGUGCGUGUGUAUGUUAGUUUGGUGACGUGUGCUGAAGUAUUCAGAUCCGGGGUUCCAGUUUGUGUGUGUGUGUGUGUUUUGUGGAAUCAUUAGUGUCCUCUUACAUCAAAGCUGCACAGAGGUAGCACGGCGUCAAAGUUCGGAGUUGCGUUAGAUGAGCAACGCUAGUGAAUUGUUCUAGUGGAUCAAAAUACUUAGCACUCUCCUCCACCCGUACCGAUGGAGAUCCGGGGGCUUCUGAUGGGUAGACUACGGUUAGGACGACGGGCGAUUCCGCUGGGGCUACUGUGCGUCACGGCGCUACUGCUCCUGUUGCCACCGUCCGCCAUCGUGCAGGGACGGCAUCACGAACUCAACAAUGGUGCCGCCCUCGGUUCGCAUCAGCUGUCGGGUGUCGGCGGCGCUGGCCUUUCCUCCCAGUCCGCCCAGUCCGGAUCGCUCGCAUCCGGUGUGAUAUCGUCCGCACCUGCCGCCUCAUCAUCGUCGGCGCUGUCGUCCGGCGAGGAAGAUCUGGCACGGAUUACGCUCAGCAAAGAUGCAGAUGCAUUUUUUACACCAUAUAUAGGUCACGGUGAGUCCGUACGAAUUAUAGAUCCCGAGUUGGGCACGCUCGAGCGCGAGCAUGUCCACAGUGGAGCAACACCGCGACGGCGCGGUCUGACGAGGCGUGAAUCAAACUCGGACGCCAACGAUAAUGAUCCGCUGGUAGUUAACACCGACAAGGGUCGCAUUCGCGGCAUCACGGUGGAGGCGCCCAGUGGCAAAAAGGUCAACGUGUGGCUUGGCAUUCCCUACGCACAGCCACCGGUUGGACCGCUAAGGUUCCGUCAUCCUCGACCAGCGGAGAAGUGGACCGGAGUGCUGAACACAACGACACCGCCCAACAGCUGCGUUCAGAUUGUGGACACCGUGUUCGGUGACUUCCCGGGUGCGACCAUGUGGAACCCUAACACACCACUCUCGGAGGACUGUCUGUACAUCAACGUGGUAGCACCACGACCCCGUCCCAAGAAUGCUGCCGUUAUGCUGUGGAUCUUUGGUGGAGGAUUCUACUCCGGUACGGCCACACUAGACGUGUACGAUCAUCGGGCGCUUGCCUCGGAGGAGAACGUGAUCGUCGUAUCCCUGCAGUACCGUGUGGCUAGUUUGGGUUUCCUGUUCCUCGGUACACCGGAAGCCCCGGGCAAUGCAGGAUUGUUUGAUCAGAAUCUCGCUCUACGCUGGGUACGGGACAACAUUCACAGGUUCGGUGGUGAUCCAUCCAGAGUGACACUGUUCGGCGAGAGUGCUGGUGCUGUUUCCGUUUCACUCCAUCUGCUCUCCGCUCUUUCGCGAGAUCUGUUCCAGCGAGCCAUUCUGCAGAGUGGUUCACCAACGGCACCGUGGGCACUUGUUUCUCGGGAGGAAGCUACGCUCAGAGCACUACGACUUGCCGAGGCGGUCGCAUGUCCACACGAACCAAGCAAACUGAGCGAGGCGGUCGAAUGUCUGCGUGGUAAGGAUCCGCACGUGCUGGUAAACAAUGAGUGGGGCACGCUCGGCAUCUGCGAGUUCCCGUUCGUGCCGGUCGUCGACGGAGCGUUCCUGGACGAAACACCGCAACGUUCGUUGGCGAGUGGGCGCUUCAAAAAGACGGAAAUUCUCACCGGCAGUAACACGGAGGAAGGUUACUACUUCAUCAUCUACUACCUGACGGAGCUGCUGCGCAAGGAGGAAGGCGUAACCGUGACGCGCGAAGAGUUCUUGCAAGCUGUCCGCGAACUUAACCCGUACGUCAAUGGGGCCGCGCGGCAAGCGAUCGUGUUCGAGUACACCGACUGGACCGAACCGGAUAAUCCGAACAGCAACCGGGAUGCAUUGGACAAAAUGGUGGGCGAUUACCAUUUCACGUGCAACGUGAACGAGUUCGCACAGCGAUACGCCGAGGAGGGCAACAAUGUGUACAUGUAUCUGUACACGCACCGAAGCAAAGGCAAUCCGUGGCCACGCUGGACCGGCGUUAUGCAUGGGGACGAAAUUAACUACGUGUUCGGGGAACCGCUCAACCCUAGCCUUGGUUACACCGACGACGAGAAAGACUUUAGCCGGAAGAUCAUGCGAUACUGGUCAAACUUUGCCAAGACGGGCAACCCCAAUCCCAACACAGCGAGUAGCGAGUUUCCCGAAUGGCCCAAACAUACGGCCCACGGACGGCACUAUCUGGAGCUGGGCCUCAACACGUCCUUCGUCGGUCGGGGUCCACGGUUGAGGCAGUGUGCCUUCUGGAAGAAAUACCUUCCUCAGCUAGUUGCAGCUACCUCUAACCUACAAGUGGCAGCACCGCCAAGUGCACCGUGCGAAAGCAGCGCAUUUUUUUAUCGACCUGAUCUGAUUGUGCUGAUAGUGUCGCUGCUGACAGUUACGGUCAGAUUCAUACAAUAAUUACUACCCCUCCAUGGCCUAGUUCGUUUAAGCUUUAAGAUAGUGAGGAACAAAUUUUUCCUAAACAAUUUGCCCUUUAUAGCGCAGAAGCCAGCGGUACAGUAGGAAAACGUAAAAUGUAAUGGCGGUGAGCAUGCGAGGAAGAAAAGCCAAUGGCGGCCGCAUACAACAGCGCUACCGCUAGUUCACUACAGCAGCAACAAAAUGGAGAGUCUCGGAAAGGAGAACAACAAACAAAAGAACAAACCGAAAUAAAUCACAACUUUCUUAUGGCUAUUAAAGUAACUAAAUGAAUAACAACAGCGACAAACAAAGUCAAAAUAAAGAGAAAAAAACACUAAACCCCGGAGAAAAUGGUAGAUCAGUCGUGUGUAUUGGUAGGAUCGGAGCGACAAGAUGGACACACAAUAGCCAACACGCCCCAAUCACAGUAAUACUUCUUUAAAUCUUUCACGCACACACACACUUCACAAAAAUACAGCAACGUCGUUUGUAGCAGGAUCUACCGACCGGGCCCGUUGGGUGUACACGGCCACAUACUAAACACAACAACACCACGAACUAAUAACACCGGAACAAUAAACAUACCAAUGUUUAAAACAAACCUACUACAUAUAUAGCCUACAUAUAAACACACAUAUUGUACGCGUAAAGAAAAAACUACUAUUUCCUCAUAUUCUGACACAUUCCUUUGUCCGUUGCCUACAACUACAAGAGUAUGAAUUCAUUCCGUAACGCUUAGUGUAACUCGUUAUCAGGUUCGUAAACGGUCGUUACCAGGGAUGAUUGGUUUGUUGGACAGGGGCGUUGGAAAAGCACUUGCCUGGCCCGAAAAAGGUAUCCGCGAGAUUGGGAAAGAUUAUCCAGCUUGUAUCCAGUCCUUUCCACCUUCUUAACACUUCCUCUUCCUUAAACCAAACCCAAAUCAAACCGACGUCAACAAAACUAUUACACAAAAUUAGUAAGUACCGCUGCGUUGUAAUGGAAGAAAGGGGUAUAAUUUUGUUACCGAAAAGCGCAAAAAUCGAAACAUAUUACUUGCAAAAGCAUUCUAAAAACACACACACACACAAAAGAUGGCCAUUUUCCAAACAAAAUGGCGGAUUCAAGGUAAAUUUCAAAACAAAUUUACAAGCAGCCUCCUCUCUAAGCAACCUUUAUAAAUAAUCCCAUUGGAUAAUAACUUAAAACAAAAGCCUAUUGGAGUAAAGCAAAAAGAGAAAAACAAACAAAACGAAACGAAGAUAUUUAAGAAGACAAAAAUCAAAAACACACUCACACAAAACUUAAUACACCUAGGCGUAAUGACCUGCAAAACCAAAAGAAAACCCACAAAUACUAUCAACAAUCAAUUAGCAUGUAACUAAAUGAAAUUUGAAACCCCUCUUUUAGUACUAGCGGUUGGCGCAGCGCAGUCAAAUGGAAACCAGUUUUUCACGAGAAGCGAACAAAUAAGGGAUAAACUAGUUUACUAAAAAUGAAGGAAACGAAGGAAGAACGGCAGCGCGCAGAAAAAAAAACAUUUCUACUUCGACACACAACGUUCAGGCAUGAAAAUUUGCGAGACGAAGAUCCAGCGUGAUUGUGCUGUCGAGUUGCGGUGUAAAAGUGCAACGUUUCCUUUAAAAAGCAUGGCAUAGAAGAUUUCGCUUUGCCCUUGGUCAGGAGGAGGCAAGGAAACUAUAUCGUAUCCAAAAAAUAAUCAGAGCCAUGGGUACAUGGGGAAUAGUUUCGCUACACAACACCGGCUAGAAAGAGUAGCAGGUUCGCUAAGAUUAAGGGCGGCCGAUCGCUUAGAGAUAUUAAAUUAAAUUUAACAGUUAAUUAGAUACCAGAAACCCUAGCGAAGCAGUAAAAAAGCAAAUCAAGAGAGAUGAAAACAAAAACAAAAACAUAAAAGGAAGCUAUAGGUCGGUAUAAGAGAACGAGAGAGUUGAAUGAAAAUAAAAGAAUUAAAUAAUUAAAACAACAACAAAACACACACUCGAAAACAUAUCAUAUCUUGUAAUGCUGUUGCAAUCUAAAUGAUAAAAUCGAAUAGUUUUAAGCUGGCGACGGUGGUGAAGUUGUAUAUGAGGGGCGUGAUGAGUAUAAGGAGACAAAUGGCGCAGAUGCACACUAGAGCAGAGCAAAAAUAAUCACCCAAGUGAGGUUAUGUUUAGAAGAAAAAAAAACCCCAAACGAACGAAACUUCUGAGACAUUUUCCCCGUUUUCGUACAAUACAACAAAUAGGCACAAACCAGUAAAACCAAGCGAUAAGCAGCAACAUAGACAGCAAGCAUAGCAACUCCAAAACUAACCUCGUUAUACACACGCCCUGCAUAUGGCCGUGGACACUUCAGGAUCUGGUGCGCAAACAUAAUGCAAAAUUAACUCCACUGAGUCAUAGCUACAGAAGUUCAAUAGGAAAUCAAUCCACACCACACCCACGAGCAUCAAGCGCCUGAAGGUAGGAUAACAUGAUGGAUUUUGUGUCCAGAUGAAAUAGUGGAUAUAGUAGAAAUUGAACGGCAUCGAGUCGAAUGUGUCAAGCAGAAUCAAACUAUUUAAAUAACGACUGUGCUUUGCUGGAGGGCUGCGAGACGAUAUUUAGAUGUAUGAUUUUCUUUGCCAAAAAUUGCUCUCGUUUUUUUUCCUGGGCGGAUAGAAGAUAAUGGGUGAGAUAAGCCAGACCGUGACGAGGAACAGUAAGCGCCAUUGAGUUGUGGCAGAGUUAAGAACCGUACUGUGACCGAAACCAUUCCUCCCAGCCACUAUACUACUGAUAGCGGUUAUCACCCUCAUUGCGUGUCGCUAACCAAGGCCUGUCUAUAGCACGCCACUUGAUGUGAAAAACAAUAACAGACGGCACCGUUAUCGCUGUUCAAUUAUGUAGUCUUAUAUAAAUAUAUAUAUACUUAUAGUAAUAUAUAUAUACAAAAACAUGUAAGCGCAUACGUUGGGUUGGGCAAUAAAUGGUCGUAGAACGCUGUGUGAAGAUCGAAGAAGAGCGGACCCAAGCAGCAGAAGGUAGCAGCAAAAACGGGCGCCACAUAAAACGCUACAAUUAUUAUAGAAUGUAACAAAACAACAACAACAAAAAAAAGAAACAAACGCUCUUAACGCGCAUUAUUGUGAUGAUUUCCUUGAAGGUAACUGUUUGAAACGGUUGUUUCAGCAACUCUGACAAGCAACUGUCGACAAGUAAUGAAAAGGUAUUUGAAGAAAAUACAAUACGCACGUACGCAUCCUGCACAUGUACACCACCAGGAAAAACAAAAAAAAAAUACCCAUUUACACCCAAAACCCACAUGAAUCCCCCCCCUUCGUGCACAUAAUAAUGUACAAGAAAGCGCCAAUGUGCGUGCACAGCAAAGGAAGUAGCCGCCACAGAGAGCCGCCACAAAUUCCAAAGAACUUUCCUUUUGCACUCGACGCUCAUCGUGAUCGUGAUCAUCUCUCUGUAGUCAAGUCGUCGUAUGUCGGCUCGCAUCGCAUAGGAAUCGUGUGUCCCAAUUCGCACGAUAGGUAAUUGUAGUCCCAAGCAGUGAUUCAGAGGGCCAAAUUCCCAUUUUUAGCAACUUUGGUUAAAUAUUCAGAUCGGUGCGUACGCCAGGCAUCCUUCGUUAUCAUUACUGUUUUACAUUAUAACUCCAUCUGGUUUAAAGCAUUAAAGCAGUUGGAUUAAGGUUCACAGUUUCUUUACCAAAUUUGUUGCGUAGUAUCGUAAUGUUGAACGCAGUAGGGUGAAAAAAGAGGUUUAAUUUAUUGGCACACGUUAAUGAUUUUCGCAGUUGCUACAAAAAACAAAAAUUUCACUCGUUUCCGAUGCACGAUGCGUGUUUUACACAUUCUCCCCCAACCCCGGCCAACAAUGAUUCACGUUGAAAAUGGACCAAUUUUCAAAUGAAAAAACAAACAAAAAAAAGUAUUAUAAAAUUAAUAUCACUAGAGACGUAUGUUAAAUGGGCAAAUAGUGCACAGAUUAAUUGAGGAAAAUGCAGCAAAUCGUGUGCAGGGCAGACAAAUUUUCACUCAAACCCGCUACAGCUAGGUCGGUGAGUCAAAACUAGAAGACAAGCUGCUGGAUAAUGCGUACAAGGAAGGAAUCCUCCAGAAAAUCCUUGAAGAUAGUUUGCAGAUUUUAGACAGUAUAAGUGAGAAGGAUUUCGGUUCGAAAGAACAGCAGGUGAUGUUUCCCGUGGCAAAAGCCUGAUCUUCCCACGAGUCGGGAAACCUCUAGAGGUUGUAGUCCCAAAGAAACGGAAGAAGAGCAGCUUCACCACCAAGCGAUCCCGUGUGCUUUAACAUCCGCUAUUUGUGCGGAUUGAAGUUUUGUUUGUCUCGAUGUUUGCGCACUCGAUUACACGUUGAAUCGGAUGAAUAUAAUCCCCGUACAGAUAAGUUUUGUUGACUUACCCCUGACAGACAACUGGAUGUUAGCAUCCUUCUUGUUGGCACCGGUUCGGCUCUUCUCGAAGAUGAUGAUCAAUGCACAACAGUGUCACUUCUUUCGCACUUUGUUCGUCGUGCAUAAAUUGUAGCCUAAACAUACUUUUAUCGCAUGAAAUCACUUCAGUGCCACCACAAUCCCACUAUUGUUCACGAAAACGCGGAAUUCCACUGCGUACUGCAUGAUCAAACGCGCUUUGCAGCGAUGCAAACGUCAACACGUCAAACGUCAAACGGCUUUGUUUACCAACUACUACGCUAGUCGGUACGAAAACAUGUGGCGAUAGUUGCCUGUUCUUGGGUCCACACAUCCAUCAGGUAUUUUUUUAUAAAUGCAGGAAUUUCUUGAUAACUUCGUAAAAUGCUUCCCGUGGGCUACUAUCAUUUUAAGUGUAUAACAUUUUCCUGCUGCCUUCAGGAUCAAAGACCGACGAUAAAAAAGAAGCAAAUCCCAAACAACCGAACAGAUAGCUGGAUGAAAAUGGAAAAUUAGGACAAGUUUAAGGAAGAUGAUGGAGGAAAAGGAGAAUUGUGAGUAAGGUAAGGUGAUGGAUGUGGUGGAAGUGGGGGAAAGGUAAGAACUAAUGUUCAUAAUACAUAUCAUUUAAGCUUAGAGUUUACGACCGUUUUAUGAAAUUGUAUAUUUUUUAUUACGGAACUCCCACAUCGGUGACAUCCGGAUAAUGCUGGUGGAGAAUAAAAAUCCCAACAAAACUCUCAGAACAGCACACGCAAAACUAGAAAGUAGUAUUAUAACUGGGUUAGCCAACCAGGAAGGGUGCUAAACCGAGAGGCGUAGUUGAAGGUUAGCCAAUCAUCCGAUUGAUGCCCUAGCAAGAGCGAGCACCUUUGAAAAAUCAGUUAGGCAAUCCACUCCACUUCUACCCUAAAGCUUGUGGUGAGCGUUGUUCAUCCAUUAGAAUAUGAAUAGUAAAUAUGUAGCAAACCCUCGCAUUGAUUUGAUGCAUUAUUUCGUCUGCUGGUUCCGUCGGUUUUAAGAAAUAGUAGCACCAUAUGGCAUUGACGGUGGUUGAUGAUAACGCGUCGAAAGUCUAUACAUGAGCGUGCCACAUUGAUAGGAGAAUGACCAAACCACACGGAGGAUACAAUAUUUUUACCAAUCAUCGGCCACAAUCAUUAGGAAGCAAGUCGAAAAUAUCAAAAAGGACGAGCGACAAGCACUACGGUGUAGCGGGAAACGGAGGCGGUUAUUAGUCAGUAUGUUCAAAUUUGCAUUAGUGAUAGUAUUAUACGAUAUUAUAUAUAUACAUACAUAUAUUAAAUCUCGCGUACUAAAGACAGCCUACACGUUUCAUUGGUUAAGCUCAACGAACGUAAAAUUUAAUGCGACGUGAAUCCCCACUGCGCCACUUACUUGUUGCUGAGGCCUGAGGCCUGCUUCGAAGUAUACUGCACAAUAAGAGUAGCUUAUUUCUACCAUUACUCUAUAAGCACGUUGCUGAUUUGGUUUUUGAUAGUGGUUCAUAUGGGCGACCUAGACUAUUUCAACACCUUCAUGAUAUUUCUGUUUCCAUUUGUUCCUUACCUAGAAAAAAAAUGAACACCACCCACUCUAUACCACAAUGCUAAUGCUUUCACGUUAAUCUUCCAAACGAAACUCCCUCCCCCCCACUUUACAAUCGCUAUUUACGUAGUUGUGUUUGAAAUUAGACUCCGAGUAAACGUCUCGUCACUAAGUAGUAGGCCUAAUGACAUAUGGAUAAGUCGGAAACAUCCCCGAACCGGUGGCGCUGUACGAUAUUCAGCAGCAGCGAAAGAUGGAUUCCGGAAUGGAACGUCGGAAGGAAACGUGUCCUUCCGUGUUAAGAUACGAAACACAAUCACACUCUUCGUAUAGUCUACCCGCCAGUCCCCCCCAAUCAGAGAAGUAGCAAGUAAUCAACUCACUAGCGAUAAAAACGGUGCAGAAAGAGGCUAACCUUUAAUAAAGUAAUCUCUUCUAAAUGCAGCCUAUAUUUGUACCGGGAGCCGUUUUAGCUGAAUAAUGUUUAGAUCCUUACCAGUUAAGCUUCAACUAGCGGUAUAUGAUGUAGCGUAGAGUGCAGAGUGUAGGGUGAAUGAUUGGAAUGGAUCUUCACUCAAAACUCAAAAAGACAAACAAACCAACUACUAACUAAUUAUUGCAUUCCACAGAGCAAAGGCUGCGCUAAAGGUGGCUGUGGCCUUCCAGUGAGGCUAUGUGCACAAUGCAACACAAGAGAAUAGUACGGGCUACGAUUUUUCCAAAUCAAAUAGUGACACAACCAAUGCAGGCACUCCGGCAAACCGUGAUCGAGGCACCAAGGGCCGGCACAAUGUAAAGCACCUAUAUAACAGAAUAGAGGGCAAAUCUACCACACACUACCAGUUACUCUCUCCAACCACACGUUGUUGCAUUGCUUUAUAUACUCAAAUGUACUUAUUACUCCUUCCUUUACGUUUCGAUUUGUUCCAAUUGUACACGAUCGUGAGCGAGCAGUAGCGUCACAAGUAAACGAGAGUAAUCCUGCAACGAAUUCAACAUACAUGUUCUGCAUACAUAGGAUCGCUUUAAUACUACGGGCAAAGUUAAAAAGAAAGCCCCGAAACCAGAAACUAACUACUUAUAUUGAGUUACAAAACCUUUGGAAUCGGUUGGUCCUCACAGCAUCUAAAUUAAAGUAACAUACGCCUCACCACGUGCCACCGGGAUUUAAAAUGGUACCGAUUUGCGUUCUCUUACUCGAAUUGCCUCUGCAAGCAAGCAUGGAGCAACUGAAACCGAAGUCAUUAAUAUUGAAAAAAAACGCGGGACAGCAAUUUGUUUGAUGGGUAGUUUAAAUAAUCAGUACUAGAGCAAGUAGACAUUGGCCAAUUAUAAAACGUUAAAGUGUGCAAUCAGCAAAGAGCAGCAUUAAACAAAACAACAGAUGUAUCAAGUUGUAGGCUCCAAUCAUGCGAAAGGACGGACGAUCGACCGGAAGGACGGUGAAAUGCUAAACACAAAAAAAAAAAACAAUAAAAACUCAACUCGCUCAUGAGAAUAUAUCCUUAGCAGAUUGCGGUAGCGCACCGGGCACCGGCUGAGUAUGGGUGACCCCCGAAAAGACAAAAAGAUGAAACGUCACUAUAGCAUAUAUUUAAAUUUAUUAAUUCAUUAAUUGAAUCCUUCUAAGAAUAUUACUAAUGGAAAGAAAUUCGAACGACAGCAAAAACAACAGAAAAAAUGCCCUUGUACUACACACACAACGAUAAGGGCCAAGAUGUCUGGAAAACAAGCAAAAAAGACGCAAAGAAUUCGCAUGGAAAAGCAAGCGCAAACACACAUGAGAAUAAGGAUAAUAAAAGCAACAAAAAAUGAGGAAAAUAUAUGAGAUAUAUAAUGCUUUGUUAAAUGUAAAUGUUGUGUAUAGGAAAUAAAAAGUACACAAUUUUAAA
Molecule: messenger RNA, 11079 nt
Organism: Anopheles stephensi (Asian malaria mosquito)
Lineage: Eukaryota; Metazoa; Arthropoda; Insecta; Diptera; Culicidae
Product: acetylcholinesterase
Exons: 8
Coding region: 1029-3230 (733 amino acids)
Biological process (GO): acetylcholine catabolic process; choline metabolic process
Cellular component (GO): plasma membrane
Molecular function (GO): acetylcholinesterase activity
Source: RefSeq, a predicted model, not a curated record